Hirsutella rhossiliensis is the source of this 846-nucleotide messenger RNA. RefSeq lists its product as uncharacterized. The record is from RefSeq and is a predicted model, not a curated record. The transcript has 3 exons. Bases 1 to 846 code for a protein of 281 amino acids. Lineage: Eukaryota; Fungi; Ascomycota; Sordariomycetes; Hypocreales; Ophiocordycipitaceae.
AUGAGCUCAGCUCUAGAUCUUGAUGGCUCUUCCAAGGGCACCGUGCUCAACGGCCCUUGCGACUGGAAACAAUGGAUUUCUAUCAUCAAGAAAUUCGCCACGUCCCACAGUCUUUGGGACUUUCUGGACCCUGCCGUCAAGGAGGGAAUUUCGCCGUCCCGCAUUCUCCACACCCAAUACCGCUCGAAGCUUCAAGGGUAUAGGGAUCAAGUGAAGGCACUCGCCAGCCUUCAACAACACAUCGUCAAGACCAUCGGCAACUACUACAGCACCAUUGCCGAGGAACACGACGUUGCAAAGCAACUUGCCUUGCUUCAGUCGCCAAACAGGACCAAGAUCGAAGCUUGGGUCACCCAAUGGCAGAAAGUCCUCACUGAGGCAAAGCAAUUAGGGCUUCCUGAUGUCCAGGACCUUCGCCCUACCCAAGAUUUCCUACAGGCUGUUUCGUCCAUCAACGCCCCAUUCACAGACUAUUGGGUCAACAAAAUGGAAGACGAGGCCGUAUUCGGCAAGCCUGAUUGGAAGACCGACUUCCCGGACGGCAUUAAGAUCAGUGAGAUCUUUGAACGAGCUCACCGAAUCAAGGCCGCCAACAACAGCAAAGGAUCAUUCGGAGCUGCCUUCCAAGGCAAGGGAGAGAAAUCGGAGAGGAAAGAGGACAAGCCUAAGUGGUCUUCAAGCAAGAACGCUGAUGGUGUUCCUAUGUGUGUCUGCGGAGAAUAUCACCGCUUCGUAGAUUGCUUCUAUCUCAUCAAAUCAGCUCGGCCUGAUGGCUGGACUCCUGAUCAGAAGGUUGAGAAGAAGAUCAAGAAAUCCUCGACUCCAAUCCAUGGGCAAAGAAGAUGA